This is a messenger RNA of Parasteatoda tepidariorum (common house spider), 416 nucleotides long. The record is from RefSeq and is a predicted model, not a curated record. NCBI's taxonomy places the organism in Eukaryota, Metazoa, Arthropoda, Arachnida, Araneae, Theridiidae.
CUAAUCACAGUUUUGCUGAUCGCACUUCAAAUUUACGUCAUUGUCUUUUAAAUUGAUUGAUUUAUAUCUUGCAUUUAUAUACCAUAGGCUGUUGAGGCUCUUCGUCGAUGAAGAGCAGAUUCUUCAAAAUGAAGUCCUUCGCUUUUAUCUUGCUUUGCUCCAUAUUUGCGGCGUCGACGGCUUAUGUUGAUUACUCUGGACACAAAGUUUUAACAGUUACACCAAAAUCAGAGAAACACUUGGAAUUAUUGCACCAGUUUCGAGAACAACAUUCAGUGGACUUAUGGAACGAACCAAGUUUCGUGGAUGCACCUGUAAUGGUACGCCUGCGACCCGAAUUGAUUGAGCCAGUAGAAAAAACUUUGAAAGAGCAUGGCUUAGAAUAUGACGUGGCGUUCUCUAAUUUGCAAAGGUAA